Fusarium keratoplasticum is the source of this 2973-nucleotide messenger RNA. RefSeq names its product Methyltransf-11 domain-containing protein. The coding region runs from base 1 to 2973 and encodes 990 amino acids. Gene Ontology annotation, molecular function: S-adenosylmethionine-dependent methyltransferase activity. The transcript has a single exon. The record is from RefSeq and is a predicted model, not a curated record. NCBI's taxonomy places the organism in Eukaryota, Fungi, Ascomycota, Sordariomycetes, Hypocreales, Nectriaceae.
AUGGCUGAUGCCCAAAACCGAUAUUACCCCCUGGACUCUUCGCUGGCUCGAAGACACAGGGGAAGACUUAAUCCCAUAAUUGAGGAGGACAGCGACGAUGGCGCGGGUCAGAACAGGGGCAGAGCGAGACGUACAGAUGAACUCAAGAUCGAGGCGUGGCUCACACCGAUAAGCGAUCACUUUCCCACGCCACGAGGAAUGCAUUAUCUGUCUGCCCCCGUUCUCCCAUCUUCGCCCUCCACCAACUCGGCUACCGACACUUCCCCAACGGCAUCCACCAACCCCUGGAACCGCCAGAGCGUCAUGACCGAGGCCACCGAGUUUGAGGAUCUCUACGAUGUGACGGAUGAGGAUGAGGAAAGUUUCCCUCCGCGGAGGGACUCUCUGAAGUCGAGGCAGGCCCCGACUCAGCAAUCCUCAACCAAGCAACCAACACGGCUCAUCAUCCCCCAAACACCUGGCAACUCUGUUGAACCGUGGUCCGCCGUAGAGAGCAUCAAGAAGACGUUGGCUUCUCCAGUGCCUCUGACUCCUUCCGCCAAGCUCCCAAUGUCACCAGCUCAGGUGACAUUCAUGGAUCAGCAGCAUGCCACAAUAACACCAACCAUAUCAGCGCCUCCAUCUCUCGACGGCAGCUUGACAUCUGAGCAGCUCGCGGCCAUGAGCGCUCCCCCGACUCCUGUCAUGGAAGGUGAUGAUACAGCCGCUGAGGAUGCUUGGUCUGGAGUGCAGCUGCAGCCUGGUGCUCUGGCUACUCUCCAUGCCCUCUCCAGCGGAGAGAAUCCUCACGAGCAACCCGCUCAGGUUCUUGAAGUUCCCCAGCCUGAACCGGCUACCAGCGAGAUGCGACAACACCGACCACGACUGAUGACAAACCUCCACCCGCUGCAGGUAGAUGGCAGAAGCUUCUCUCCCAGGCGAAACCGACAGUCGCUCGCCGAGCUGACGAGACUCGACAUUCCCUCGCCAAGCAACUUCUUCUCUGGCUUGUCUCCCCGGUCCCGGAAUACCUGGCACAUCCCUUCCAGGACCCCAGAGGAGAUGGCUCCUCCAACUUCGACAACCGCUGAGCAGUUCUACCGAUGUCCCUGGAACACGACAAACACGACUACCUCGGUGCCUUCCAUUCCCGUUCGCAAAGACUCUGCCGAGGAGUUCUACCGCAAUGUCAGGUUCACACCCGCCGCUGCCUCAGAGGCCAUUGUUGAGCAAGUCAUUGAGUUGAAGGAGGAGGAUGACUUCUCGGAUGAUAUGCCCACUGCUCGCCCUGCCUUUGCGCACAGCACGGCCGCCUCUACUGUCGAGACCCCAAACAUGCCGCCUUCGCCUAUGGUCGAGGACGCCCCUAUCGAGAUUGUCGUCGAUUACGAUCCCGACUAUGCUCGCAAGCAACAGAAGGAGGCUCUCGCACACCUUGACCGUACUGAGCUCUGGCUCGGUGCCCAGCGAGCCUACCUCCGCGGCGUGCAAGACGAUACCCCUGAAGACGAGGGUGGCUUGAACACUAUUGCUGAGGAAGCUGAGGAGGAUUCCCCGAGAAGCCCCAAGAUCCAGCUCCAGCUUAAGCCUCAUGUCCAGCCUGAACAGCCCGUUACUUCCAACAGGAAGACAGUCCGCUUCUCCAACCUCAUCUCGACGUCGGAGCAUCCCAAGCGCCUGCCUUCCAUGCUUGUUCGACGAGAGUCUGCCUACUACCGAGCCUUCCAGGACUAUGUUGUCCGCACCCAUCGCCAGGAUGUCUUUGUUCACCAGCUCGCCCGCUUCGAGGCCAUCCAGGCCCAGCGUGUUUCUCUUCGCGAUGCUCACCGCAACCAGCUGCUCGGAAAGUACCAGCUCAGCGUGGUUCCUCAGUCUGCCAAGAAGCGACUCAGCGCCAACGUCGCUCGUGGUGAUGACACCAUCAUCGAUGACCCUGAGAAGCUCCGCCGGGAGAAGGAGGCCGAGGCCAUGAACCAGAUGACCGUUGCUGCUUGGCAUGUCGCUGCCAUGAAGAUGCUCAAUGGCGGCCGUCUCAUCUCUGCCCCUGUGACGAAGCGACUCGCUCGCCUCUCUCGGGUGGCUCCCAACGAGAAUGGUGUAACCCGCGACCGCGCCAGGGUCUUGGAUCUUGGUGGACAGGCUACCUGUGACUGGGCAUGGCACUGCGCCCUCCAGUUCCCGACUACCAAGGUCUACACUGUCACUACCAAGGCGAUCCGCCAGUUGUCCAACUGCAACGUGCGCGGACCUCCCAACCAUCGCCAGGUGGCUGUCGAGCGAUUGUCUCGGCUCCCUUUCUCAGACAAUUACUUCGACCUCAUCUCUGCCAGGGAGCUUCACAGCAUCCUCAAGUUUGUCGGCGAGAACGGUGAAGACGAGUGGGAAGGUUGCCUCAGGGAGUGCAUGCGUGUGCUCAAGCCUGGCGGCUAUCUCGACUUCUCCCUUCUCGACUCUGACAUCAUCAACGCCGGCCCUGUUGGCUUGGCCAAGAGCGUCGAGUUUGGCUUCGCUCUCAAAACUCUUGGGUAUGAUCCCAACCCAACCAAGCUGUGGCUUGGCCGCCUGGCUCGUGCCGGCUUCCAGGAUACCCGCCGCAUCUGGAUGUGCUUGCCGAUGGGGGCCCGGCGAAGCAUGUACAGGCCACCCACCCCUCCUCUGAAGGACAACGUCAAUGGCGAGGAGGCUAGGACGUGUAGACUCGAGGCCAUGGUGAUGGGUAGCAGCGACGACAUCGCCAGCGCGUGCAGCCUUGUUGGUGGUUGGAGCUGGGAGCGGUGGCUGCUGCGCUGCGAGAUGGAAAAGGUCUCUGGUGAGCUUCGACUUGCCGACACGGUGACGACAGGCGCUGCCAUGGAAGAAGCUGGCAAGUGUCUGGAUGGCGUCGCCGCAGUGUUCGAGGAGGGUCGAAACUGCAAGUCAGGUUUCCGCAUGCUCACCGGCUAUGCUCGAAAGCCCAGAGCUGGUGAGACGAUCAAGAUUGGUCUACGCGGGUAA